CGGCCACCGGAAAGCGCAACAAUCGUACACCAGGCAUCAAACGCUCUGCAUCACACACUCCCAGCAGCAGUCCCAGUUCGGUGUGGUUGCAAAGACAGCGCAAAACCUGACCCCAAGCAACCGCCGUGUGUGCUGUGUGUGCUGUGUGUGUGUUCCGUUAGACGAUCUUGCGCGUGGCUGUGGCUCGGAUUCUUCAGACUUGCUUCAGCUGGUGGAGAGGGUGAUUUUGUGAAUUAGACAAAAGGGUGCAAAGUGUGAUCUUUCUCUCAAGCUUUCCUUCUGCAACUGAAGUGAUCUUUCCGUCAGCAUGGUGAAGCUUCAUCUCGUCUGUGGCGUGCUGCUGUUCGCGUUCCUCGGCUGGGCUCACGGGCUGCCCGUGAAGGAGCAGGAGCUGGAGGAGGUGCUGACCAAGCUGCAGGAGCUGAAACGGCUGAACGAUGGCCCACUGAAGCAGGUCAACGAGGAGAAGUUGCAGCAGCUCGGCGGCGCCUCCACCAACGGUCAGCGAACGGCUGGAGGGGCGAGUAGUGCUGCUGCUGGUGGCAUUGCAGGAGCCGCUUCGUCCGGCUUCAAGACGAAACGAUCGCUCAACAACUCGGACCGGCGGACGCUGCUGUACAACUACUAUUCCCGCGGGUUGGCGCCAAUGUACGACAAGCGCAACUUUGACGAGAUCGAUCGGUUCGCCCGGUUCAACGGUAAGCGCAAUCUGGACUACGAGCCCUCGUACACCGGUUCGGCCGACCACGGGUACAAUGGGCGCUUCAGCAAGCGUAACUUUGACGAAAUCGACCGCUUUAAUGGAAUGUCUGGCUUCAACUAUCGGCUUAACGGCGAUGACAUGGCGACGAUCGGCAAGCGGAACUUUGACGAAAUCGAUCGGUUCGGCCGGUUCGCCUUCAACAAGCGCUACUUCCCGGAGGUGAACGAGCUCAGCCCGGGCAACAAUCUCAAGCACGACCUGUCGGAGGAUAUGGCCGUCAUCAACGAGUACUCCCAGUAAAAGGACUGUGGUAAGCAGGAAAGCGGAUACCGACAGACCGAAUGCCGAAACACGAAACAGUCCCGAGCGCCCCCUUGCACCAUCUUCCUCUGCUAAGCAGCACACCGAGAAGCACUUUCUUUGAGUUUCCACACCGCGCAAAACACUUCAAAUGUGCAAGAAUCAAAUUAAGCAAAUGGCACAGAAUGGUCAGAAAUGUACGCGAUCAAUGUGCACGUGUUUUAUCGCGUUUUUCACACACAGACUCACCGAAAUCAAAUAAACACUAGUUCACUAAUUGUAAUUAAAAAAAAACACACACACACAGAAAAAAGUAUAAAAACACUAAUUACUAUGAAAACAACCUAUCGAUGGAGUGAUACGAGAGGAAACGGAUGGAGGGAUGGAUUAAAAACAAGCGUUACUUAAAUAAGUUUGAACAUAAUGUUGUAAAGUAAAAACAAAGGCAAAAUAAACAGAUGAAAGUGAAACAAAAA
Anopheles merus is the source of this 1479-nucleotide messenger RNA. RefSeq lists its product as uncharacterized. The transcript has 3 exons. Lineage: Eukaryota; Metazoa; Arthropoda; Insecta; Diptera; Culicidae. Bases 308 to 1003 code for a protein of 231 amino acids. The record is from RefSeq and is a predicted model, not a curated record.